Dromiciops gliroides (monito del monte) is the source of this 2313-nucleotide messenger RNA. RefSeq names its product Rh associated glycoprotein (gene RHAG). Gene Ontology annotation, biological process: ammonium homeostasis; ammonium transmembrane transport. The record is from RefSeq and is a predicted model, not a curated record. Lineage: Eukaryota; Metazoa; Chordata; Mammalia; Microbiotheria; Microbiotheriidae. The transcript is spliced from 10 exons. Gene Ontology annotation, molecular function: ammonium channel activity. Gene Ontology annotation, cellular component: plasma membrane. Bases 76 to 1383 code for a protein of 435 amino acids.
UAUGCAGGCUAGUUCAACCCAAAGAGCAGCCCUCCUUUUCUUUAUCAAGCUCCUGCAGUCCUUGAGGCUCUUAGUAUGCCACUGUUCUUUGAUACCAACAUGAGGUUCAAAUUCCCAUUUCUGGCCAUAUGCUUGCAGCUUUGCAUGAUCAUUUUAUUUGGAUUUUUUGUUGGUUAUGAAAAUAAUUUGAAAUAUGUCCAGCAGAAUACCACCUUCAGUCAUCCUGACAGAUUCCUUGAGCUAUACCCUUUGUUCCAGGAUGUCCACGUGAUGAUCUUCACAGGGUUUGGCUUCCUCAUGACCUUCCUGAAGAAAUAUGGCUUCAGCAGUGUGGGCAUUAACCUGUUGAUUGCUGCCCUGGGUCUGCAGUGGGGCACCUUCAUGCAGGGGAUAUUACACUACCACCAGAAAUUCUCCAUCGGCAUCAAAAACAUGAUAAAUGCAGAUUUCAGUACAGCCACAGUCUUAAUUUCCUUUGGAGCUGUCCUAGGCAAAACAAGCCCAGUCCAGAUGCUAAUCAUGACGAUUUUAGAAAUCACUGUCUUUGCAGCCAACGAACAUCUUGUUGGUGAGAUACUGAAGGCCACUGAUAUUGGGGCAUCAAUGACCAUUCAUGCCUUUGGAGCUUAUUUUGGUUUGGCAGUAGCGGGUGUCUUAUAUCGGCCAGGUCUCAGGGGGAGAAGGCAUGACAAUGAAGAAUCUGUGUACCAUUCUGAUCUGUUUGCUAUGAUCGGUACUCUUUUCCUUUGGAUGUUCUGGCCCAGUUUUAACUCUGCAAUUGCUGAUGCUGGAGAUCAUCAGUACAGGGCAAUUGUGAACACAUAUCUCUCACUUGCCGCCUGUGUGCUCACUGCCUUUGCAUUCUCCAGCCUUGUUGAACACCGUGGAAAACUUGAUAUGGUUCACAUUCAAAAUGCAACCCUUGCAGGAGGAGUAGCAGUGGGUACCUGUGCAGACAUGGCAAUCCAACCCUACGGUGCUAUGCUAAUUGGUAGUAUUGCUGGAAUUGUCUCUGUCCUGGGGUACAAAUUUCUGACACCAAUUUUUGCUACCAAACUGAGGAUUCAUGAUACAUGUGGUGUUCAUAACUUGCAUGGUUUGCCUGGAGUGAUUGGGGGUAUUGCAAGCAUUGUGGCAGUAGCCAUGGGAGCCACUGAUAAGACCAGUAUGGCAAUGCAGGCAGCUGCCCUGGGUACUUCCCUAGGAACGGCAAUUGUUGGAGGACUGUUAACUGGUUUAAUUCUAAAGAUACCCAUAUGGGGAGAGCCACCUGACCAAAACUGCUAUGAUGACUCUGUUUACUGGGAGGUUCCUGGAUUGGAAGGACAUAACCAAUAUUUCCAUGAAAAUGGUGGGCAUAGCCAGCUGCUGCCAGAGGCCUAAAAACAAUUCCAUCUUCUGCCCUCACCUAAUUUUCUCCCAGAAUACUCUCUUAUUUUUUAAAGCACUGUCCAAAAAUUCUCAAAUUUUGAACACAGACAAUAAUGAACAGACUUUAUGUCCCAAAUGUCCAGUGGAGGAAUUUCAUUGGUGGUACAGAUGUCUAUUGAAUUUUGGGUUUACUUAUUUGCCUGAGUUGAUAUCACCCACAAGUCUCAUGGAUCCCAUGCGUCCUUUCCAAGACUACAAGAUAACUUACCACUGGGUACAGCCAGUUCAGGAUGGAUCUUCCAAUGCAUGGUAUUGUCAAAAUUAAAGAUUCCCAAGUUUUUCAAGUUAUAAAGACACUUUUUAACGUAAUUUUUUAUUUGUCCCCAAAUGAUUUAUAGUUGUAUUAUUAGUAUAUAUCGAUUGAGAAAAUACAUACUGACAAAAGGCUACUAUAAUUUCAGUAGGGCUUUUAAAUGAAUUUGUAUUUUAUUGAUCACAAAAACAUUUAUAUACUUUAAAAAUAGUAGUUAUAUAUGUAGGAAAAAUAAUUUAUUCAGUCACAGAAUUUAAAUUCUUUUAAGGUAGAUGCUAUAUCUAUAGUGCGCUGUAUAGGAAUGUUAUUGAUUAAACAUGCAUUAGAAAAAUAAUACAUAAAGAUAUAAAUACACAGUUGUUUUUAUUAAUGAUUUUUUUUCUAUAAAGGCAAUAUGUGGUUGGUAUUUGUCACAUUUGCUGUUUCUUUGGGUCAAAUUUGGGGGGGGGGAUUAUACUUCUUUCCUUUUGCCAGGAAGAUGGAAAUACUUACCCUAAAAUAUGUUUUUGUAUAUUCACUUUUUGCAAUAAGCACUAAAUUCCAAUCUUAUUGAAGCUAAUUUUGUAAUUUUUUUAAUACAUUAAAUGAUGUAACUAAGUACGAAGUUUAUCUUUGGUUUUCAUUUGGAC